Messenger RNA from Hippocampus zosterae (dwarf seahorse), 2534 nucleotides. It is a transcript of the gene ndfip1, whose product is annotated as Nedd4 family interacting protein 1. The record is from RefSeq and is a predicted model, not a curated record. Gene Ontology annotation, molecular function: WW domain binding. Lineage: Eukaryota; Metazoa; Chordata; Actinopteri; Syngnathiformes; Syngnathidae. Gene Ontology annotation, biological process: metal ion transport; positive regulation of protein ubiquitination; vacuolar transport. Bases 173 to 844 code for a protein of 223 amino acids. The transcript has 8 exons. Gene Ontology annotation, cellular component: Golgi apparatus; perinuclear region of cytoplasm; endoplasmic reticulum.
AGAAAGCCAUGAAGGCAUCAUCAGACGUUGUUGGAGAAGGAAAAGGUGGCCGAUUCGAGGCAACCUAACAAUCCCUCGUUCAUCGGUGAGGGCCGUUCAGAUUCACCGUAUUUUUACCUCACCCAGCGCUGGAAGAGGAUAUUUUAAUCGGCACACAACCCCCUCAUCUACGAUGGCUGAGCAAAACAGCAACGUCAGAUAUCAAGAGCUGGUGAAUGAGGAGGAGCCGCUCCUGACAUCUCAAGAGGGUCCUUCCCCGGAUGCACCUCCCCCUUACAGCAGCGUUGCCGCAGCUAAUGCAGCUUUCUUUGAAUUCAAGGAAGAUGGCGACAGAUUCCCCAACCCUCCGUCCUACAGCGUCGCCACAACUUUGCCCUCCUACGACGAAGCGGAGAGAAGCAAAGCGGAGGCUGCCGUCCCCCUCGUCACCGGAAGAGUCACGGAGGAUGACUUUGUGGCCCGAGAUGACUUUGAGGAUGCUGACCAGCUGCGAAUAGGCAAUGACGGCAUCUUCAUGCUCACUUUCUUCAUGGCGUUUCUCUUCAACUGGAUCGGCUUCUUCUUGUCCUUCUGUUUGACCACGUCAGCUGCCGGUCGAUACGGAGCCAUUUCGGGGUUUGGAUUGUCCCUCAUCAAAUGGGUUCUUAUCGUCAGGUUUUCCACCUACUUCCCAGGCUACUUUGACGGCCAGUAUUGGCUGUGGUGGGUGUUCUUGGCCUUGGUUGUUUGCAUUGCAGGCUUCAUGCUGUUCGUCAGAGGCUUCGUCAACUACUCGAGAGUGCGCAAGCUGGCUGAUCCCACCUACGCCAGUCUACCCCGAACAAGGGUGCUCUUCAUCUAUUAGACCGAGAUGUGGAGGACAAUAACAUGACGACGUGACGCAGAAAUCCAGACGGCUCUUAAGCGAGCGAACCAUUUGAGGAAAUCGUCAACUCUUUUUGUUUGCCUUCGUAUUCAUGGAAAGCGGUUAGCAGUACUCGUCCCUCAGUGUCGUCAUCAGUGGCGCAUGUUCUCUCCAUCUUGUGCGUAAUGUUUAAUAAGUGAUGCCUUAAUAUUGCUUUGCUAGAAUUACAAGCACGACUUUUGCUCUCCCGGGAGAGGCUGGAAGUCACCGCACGUCUUCAUGAUUCAACAUUCGCCGCAUACGCAUUUUGUUUUUUUUUUUCUUUUUAUUGUGACGAUUAUGUAGGCUCUCUUCCGCACUUGCACAGCUAGCUGUAAUUCAAUUCAAUUGUAUUUAUAGGGCACUUUCGAACAGCCAUCGCUGCAUACAAAGUGCUGUACAUGGUGCAAUUUAACAUAUACAAUAAACAGUAAAACAAAUCGGCAACAAAGACGGUAGAAAGCACCGAACAGUAAAACCCAGAACAAAUCUAAGUCAUGCUGAGUCGAAUGCCAAAGAAUACAAGUGAGUUUUGAGGAGGGAUUUGAAGAUGGGCAGCGAGGAGGAUUGCCGAAUGUUCAGUAUGAUUGAUAUGUAAAUGAUUACGCCGCAUUGCUCACUCAACUGUUAGCUUGAGGGUUAGCAGUGUUGUCUCCUGCCCGGUUGGUUCCUUCAGGGCAUUCGUUCCAAGCAAAGACAAAUGAUAAAUGGAUACAAGUGAUGGCACACAGGAUGCGUUUCCCGAUACAUCUAGUGCAGUGAUUCCCAACCUUGAUUGAGCCAAAGCACACGCCACCAAAAGAGAAAAAUCUCAUGAUAAGACAGUCUUACACACACACACCAAUUGUAGCUUUUGACAUCCAGUGGAAGAGUAUUUCAUUGUUAUGGCUGCCGCUUUAUCUUGCUGCAUAGAUAGACGUACACAGAUACGUUUGUGGUGGUGAAUAAAUCAUUUUCAGACCACUUCAGUGAAAUUGGAUACUUUUCUGUGGCACAUUGAGUGGCUGGGAAUCACUGGUUUAGUGGACAUGCCUGUCAUGCAUGCAUGUGUUUUGUAGGACUCGAGAGCAGUGUCCAAAAUUGCACCCUUGUGUCACAUGUUAUUUUGCCUGUUUUUGCUGUUUAUCAAUUCAGAUGAAAUAUUUUUAGUCAUUUAAUCACUUCAAGUCAGUGUGAGAUGUUCAAGAACACACUUUGGGAUCACUCGAUGACAAAUAAAUAAAGUACCAAUAUUCUGGGUCAUUUUUACUGGCAUGACAAAAGUGAAGAUUUUUAGGCAUUUUAUUUGCCGCUUUGAUGCCCGAACUUGACUUAGUCAUUUACUCCCUCUGACUGUCAUCUUGUUUAUUUUCACAUGUUUGAAAAUGACGUGCGAGUGUUGUAGGCAGGCGCACUUUUCUCAAUACACAACUGUUAGAAUUUGUCAUUUGACCUCAAGGUGAAAAAAAAUCAAGAAUGUGUGACUAUUCUGAUUUACAUGCCAGAAAGAUUCUCCAUUGAAGCACAAGUUUUCGUUUUAGCCUUAAUGAUUUCAACUUCACUGUCACAGCUUUUAUUCUCAUUUAAAGUGAUGUAGAACGACAUCUAUGAGGUUUUGUUGUGACGUUGUACAGAAGGGAAGAUUUAAUUCAAUAAAUGUCACUUUAAAAUA